AAAGAGAGAAAUGGGUGCUCUUCUAGGAUUGUUUUUCUUUUUUUUCACAUUGUCUCUGCUUGCUCACCCUGCACUUAGCAUCACUAGGCACUACAAGUUUGAUAUCAAAUUGCAAAAUGUGACGCGUUUGUGCCAUACCAAGAGCAUUGUAUCAGUAAAUGGGCGGUUUCCAGGGCCUCGCAUUGUUGCCAGGGAGGGUGACCGGCUGCUAAUCAAAGUGGUUAACCAUGUCCAGAACAAUAUCUCAAUCCAUUGGCAUGGCAUUCGACAGCUUCAAAGUGGAUGGGCUGAUGGACCAGCAUAUAUAACACAAUGCCCGAUUCAAACAGGGCAGAGCUAUGUGUAUAACUUCACCAUUGUUGGGCAGAGAGGCACCUUGUGGUGGCAUGCUCAUAUAUCAUGGCAAAGAUCAACACUCUAUGGUCCCAUAAUUAUCCUUCCCAAGCUCGGGGUUCCUUAUCCCUUCGCCAAGCCUUACAAGGAAGUCCCCAUUAUCUUUGGAGAGUGGUUCAAGGCAGAUACUGAGGCUAUCAUUUCCCAGGCUCUUCAAACAGGUGGAGGCCCAAAUGUGUCUGAUGCAUAUACCAUAAAUGGACUUCCAGGGCCAUUGUAUAACUGCUCUGCUAAAGAUACAUUCAAGCUAAAGGUGAAACCUGGAAAGACCUACCUUCUGCGUUUAAUCAACGCUGCACUCAACGACGAGCUCUUCUUUAGCAUAGCAAAUCACACUGUUGUAGUUGUGGAUGUGGAUGCCCUUUAUGUUAAACCUUUUGAGACUGGAACAUUGCUGAUUGCUCCAGGUCAAACAACAAACGUUCUUCUGAAAACCAAAUCCCACUACCCAAAUGCCACAUUUUUCAUGACUGCUAGACCUUAUGUAACUGGUCUAGGUACUUUCGACAAUUCGACUGUUGCUGGUAUUUUAGAAUAUGAACUGCCAUACAAUUUUCACUCAAGCAACUCCAUCAAAAAACUUCAUCUCUUCAGACCAAUUCUGCCUCCUCUGAACGACACUUCCUUUGCUACAACUUUCACCCUUAAACUGCGUAGCUUGGCUAGUGCACAAUUCCCUGCCAAUGUGCCCCAAAAGGUUGACAAACAAUUCUUCUUCACUGUGGGCUUGGGAACAACUCCAUGCCAAGGCAACCAAACCUGCCAAGGCCCUAAUGGAACCAUGUUUCAGGCUUCUGUUAAUAACAUCUCCUUUGCAAUGCCAACCACAGCUCUACUGCAGUCUCAUUUUUCUGGCCAAUCAAAUGGCGUUUACACUCCUGAUUUUCCUGCAUAUCCCUUGGUUCCAUUCAAUUAUACAGGCACCCCACCAAAUAACACUAUGGUAAGCAAUGGAACAAAGCUAUUGGUGCUUCCAUUUAAUACAAGUGUGGAGCUAAUUAUGCAGGACACUAGCAUACUUGGUGCCGAAAGUCACCCUCUUCACUUGCAUGGCUUCAAUUUCUUCGUAGUUGGUCAAGGUUUCGGAAAUUUUGACCCAAAUAAGGACCCUGCGAACUUCAAUCUUAUUGACCCUAUUGAAAGAAACACAGUCGGCGUCCCCUCAGGCGGGUGGGUGGCAAUCCGAUUCCUUGCAGACAAUCCUGGGGUAUGGUUUAUGCACUGCCAUCUGGAAGUUCACACUAGCUGGGGUUUGAAGAUGGCCUGGAUUGUCUUAGAUGGAAAGCUUCCCAAUCAGAAGCUACUUCCUCCACCAGCUGAUCUUCCCAAGUGUUAACAACAAUAUUGCUCACUUCAUGGACGUUCAUUCCAAGAAGUUUUUUUUUUUCUUUUAACCAAUUAAUUCUUUUAUUCUAUUUUUCUUGUUUGGCCUCGGCUGAUUUAAGUCAAAAGAUCGAUUGUUCAUGGAUGAAGAGUUUAAUAAGGAAGAGAGAGUUGACAAUUUUUAUUUUUUGGUUUCAUUAAUUUCUUUGUUGUAAUGAUCAUGCUCAUGAUAAUUUUAAGCAAAUAUCUACCUUUCAGUGGAUAAAAUUCAUAUUGUA
Mangifera indica (mango) is the source of this 1994-nucleotide messenger RNA. RefSeq names its product laccase-17-like. Gene Ontology annotation, molecular function: hydroquinone:oxygen oxidoreductase activity; copper ion binding. The transcript has 6 exons. Lineage: Eukaryota; Viridiplantae; Streptophyta; Magnoliopsida; Sapindales; Anacardiaceae. Gene Ontology annotation, cellular component: apoplast. The record is from RefSeq and is a predicted model, not a curated record. Bases 11 to 1729 code for a protein of 572 amino acids. Gene Ontology annotation, biological process: lignin catabolic process.